Ilyonectria robusta is the source of this 1012-nucleotide messenger RNA. RefSeq lists its product as uncharacterized. The record is from RefSeq and is a predicted model, not a curated record. Lineage: Eukaryota; Fungi; Ascomycota; Sordariomycetes; Hypocreales; Nectriaceae. Bases 286 to 912 code for a protein of 208 amino acids. The transcript has a single exon.
CUGAUAACGCCUUCGGUUUCGAAAGUGGAGGAGACAAGGGAGACAUCGACAAUUUACACAUCCAACGAGAGCUUCCCCACCCCUGCUUCCAGAUUUUACUACGCAAAUCCCUCUCAUGGACGCCGCGGAGAUACGAAGGAAGGCACGCUUCAGUGCUCGGAGGCGCUGGAGUGCGCUGGAGUGAAGAGGGGCGCGUCACUGGCGCUUGCUUGCUAGGGCCAAAGGCCCAGGACAGCUAAAAUUAUUUCACCCCCGUCAGCAUCACAUUGCGUCUCUGUUGGUGGCAUGCCACGGAUUCGAUUCAUGACGUACAGUAUAUUUUACGCCCACCUACUCGUCUCACUCCCAUCGCCUCCCCAUCACCACCGCCGCACCUCGUCCUCCGCCCGUCCCAUCCAGCCGCAGCAGACCAUCCCCCAAAAUAACUACGACACCUCGCACGUAGCCGCCGCCCUCGCCCACUCCUGCAAGCGAAGCUCCAGCAGAGACCGUCCAGCGCCCCGGGCAAGGGGCCCCUAUCCCUCGCGGCCCCAUCGACGCAGCAGCACUCGAUCCCACCACCGCCACAAUCCCCAUCCCGACAUGGCUCCCUCUGCCACCGCCGCCGCCGCCGCCGGCAAUGGCACUGGCAGCCCGGCCGCCCCCAAGCGGCAGCAGCAUGGCUACGCCGAUGCGCCGCCCCGGGCAUCUACCUCCAAGCACGCGAGGUCGCGCACCAUCAUCCCGACGCAGUCUGGAAAGUGGAUCCUCGGCAAGACCAUUGGCGCCGGCAGCAUGGGCAAGGUCAAGCUUGCCCGAAAGGAGGAUGGCAGCGAACAGGUUCGUCUUCGCUUCGUUGUCGUCGUUCACCUUCCGCCUCCCAUCUCCCAUCUCACUUCUCUCCACACGGCCUCCCCCUGCGCACAAAGCUAACCGUCCCCUCUUCCCAGGUCGCCUGCAAAAUCAUCCCCCGUGGCUCGACCGACGAUGGCCAACAGUCCCGCGCCGACAAGGAGCGCGCCGACCAGUCCAA